GGAAUGUUGAUCUAACCAAAUUCUUAUCAUCUUAUCUCACCACCCACUUAUCUCCUUCAAGUUCAAAUUGGGUUGGGGUUUCUGGAAAAACCGCAUAAAACUUUAAAUAACAGAAUAACUUUCUCAUGUCCUCCCUUAGUCAGCCAUAAAAUGAAUCCUUUGCAAUAUUUACUGUUUGCAAUAAUAGUAUCGAAAUCUUGUUGGGCUUAUUCCCCUGAAAUAGUGUCUUUAAAUUACAGUACAACGUACAAUUUUACUGUUAACAGUUCAAUCGAGUAUAUUUUGGAAUUCAAGGAUGACAAUAAUUUUGGUUACUCUGAGCUUCCACCACGAAUAUGGGUUGAAAGUAACGCCACACCUAGUGCCCCUUUAAUGAUAGUUGCGAGACAAACCAAAGAAAUGCUGUCCUGGCAGUUGCCACUAGAAUUAGAACUAGAAGGAUCUGACGGAGAGACAAUCUACAAUUAUACCUCAAGAACAAUGUGCCAUGAUAUUAUAAAACAUUACAGGAAACAAGGAAGAGUUAAAAUACAACACGAAAACCCCAUAUUAUCUGUAGCAACGUCUUCGAAUACUUCCGUACAUUUUUCAGUUAAUGUUCAUCAUCAGACCAAUUUUUCGAUUCAACUGAAUCGCGUGUACAAUUUUACAAUUACACCAAGUGAACCAAGGUAUUUUUUCUACAAUUUUACAACCAAUUCUACGCUGUUGAAAAAAGGGGAUUCUAAUUACGAGACAGUUAUAUUAGAAGUAAAUUCAGACGACAUUUGCAUGACUGUUAGUAUACAGAAUAUAAGCUGUCCUGUAUUCGAUACCAACCAAGAUGUCACAUUCAGGGGCUUCUACGAAACAGUCAAUCGUAAAGGGGGAAUUACCAUUCCGAAAUACAAAUUUCCACACGGGUUUUACGUAGUAUUCGUAGCCAAAGCUAAUGAUUACGCUUGCACCAAAGGCGGUGGAUUCGCAAAUGGAAACAGCUAUCCGUUCAGAAGGAAAUACAUUUCUAUGAUCAUAAAACCGAGUAUCACGUAUUCGGACUAUGUUAAAGCCGUUUUGAUUACAUUAGCUUGUAUAGGCGCUUUUUACGUUAUAUUCGGGCUUCCUUACUUCGUGUACACCGUGAAAGGCACGGUUCCCAGAGAGAUGGCUUACGUUGAAGAGAGCUACUCGUCGACGCCGAGCGGUCAAAUGACCGCACAAAAUCCAUCGACUUCCUCAUCUACGAACGCCCGCAUGGACGGACCUUCGGUAGAUAUGGCCGAUUUCGAUACUCUCAACGAAGUGGACAGCGACAGGAAUUUAAGAUUAGGAAGAGGCCAGCCUUACCUGGUAGAUUUAGCUAGAAAACACCCGAACGAACUGAAAAAACGAUCCUAUUUGUACCUCUACAACGUGUUAACAGUGGCCUUGUUCUACGCUCUUCCCGUUGUACAGCUAGUAGUUACAUACCAAAGAGUUUUAAAUGAAACCGGUCAACAAGACUUGUGUUAUUACAAUUUCCUGUGCGCUCACCCGCUGGGGCUUUUGAGCGAUUUCAAUCACGUACUAUCCAAUAUAGGAUACGUUUUGUUAGGGGUAUUGUUCCUCAUUAUAACGUACUUGCGCGAGCAUAUGCAUAAAGAUGACCUUUUCGACAGGCAAUACGGUAUUCCUCAACACUACGGUCUCUUCUACGCGAUGGGUGUAGCACUGAUAAUGGAAGGCGUUUUGAGCGGCAGUUACCACGUGUGUCCGAACCAAUUGAAUUUCCAAUUCGAUUCGAGUUUCAUGUACGUGAUGGCUGUAUUGUGCAUGGUGAAGUUGUACCAAAAUCGCCAUCCGGACAUCAAUGCUAACGCUUAUACGACCUUCGGUGUAUUAGCUAUUGCUGUUGUAUUAGCUAUGAUUGGUAUAUUGGAAGGCACUACGUUCUUUUGGUCGUUCUUCGUUGUAAUUUACAUCAUUAUGUGCUUCUAUCUUAGCGUGAAGGUUUAUUAUAUGGGAUGUUGGAGAUUAAGUGAUGUUUCGAUGCAAAGAAUCAAACAGGUUUGGAUAUACGAUUUCUGGUCCGGGCCAGUGAAUGUUCUGCGACCGUGCCAUAAAGCGAGAUUCGUGCUGUUGCUGUUGGGUAAUUUCUGCAAUUGGGGCUUAGCUACUUUUGCACUCUACAAGCGACCGAAGAAUUUUCCCGUUUUCCUCCUCACGAUUUUCAUGGCCAAUACCUUACUGUACUACUUAUUUUACAUUGUGAUGAAAUAUGUUAAUAAGGAACGUGUGAAACUUUUAACAUGGAUGUUCCUCUUAAUAUCCAAUCUUUGCGCUGGCGGUGCCCUCUAUUUCUUCCUGCACAAAUCCAUCUCGUGGAAGAGAACAGCGGCUCAAUCGAGACAGCUAAACAGCGAAUGCGUGCUGUUGCGUUUCUACGAUUACCACGAUAUAUGGCACUUUUUGAGCGCGAUCGGUAUGUUCUUCACCUUCAUGACCUUAUUAACUUUAGAUGACGAUUUGUCCCAUACUCCUCAUACGCAAAUUCCCGUGUUUUAAUUAGUGAUUUUGACGGUGAGUAUUUUAUGGAUAUUUUAAAAAUUAAGGAUGUUUGUUGUUAAUUUAUUGAAAAAGUAGUGGUGUUUGGUAAUAUUUUUGAAAAAAUUUAUAGAACGUUGUAAUAUAAAUAAUUUGUCUCGCUAUUUUCCCUUAAUUUAAGUAAUUUUAUCGCAAUUUUAUUGCUUGAAAGUUUAUUUGAAUUAAUUCUUAUUGACCAAUCAGCAAUAAUAACUCUAAUAAAGAGUGUACAUACAUUUGUCUACUUAAUAAUAAUGAGAAAUUAUUUUUUCCAUUCCUUUCUUUGGGACAAAAAUUUCUCUGUUAAUCUUGUGAUAUUCCGCUGUUAAGUGUUGUUAAUUGACGUUAUUUUUAAAGUAUAUGCUCAAAUGUAGCGGCUGUUACUCGUGAAAAUGAUGCAUAUUUCACGUGCAAUUUUGUAUUUUGUGAUAGAGACUUUAUUUAGUAUAAGUUAUUUUGAGUUUCUUGAAAAAUAGCGUCAAAUUUUCGAAACUUUUUUGAUAAACCGAGUGAGAAUUUGUACGUUAUUUUUUUAAACAUGUCUGUAAGUGAAUGAAUUGAAUUUAGUUUAAUUGCUUUGUGCUUAUAGUAUUUGUUAAGUCCAUAAAUAUAUUCCUUAGUUGGUAGGUACGACCUUUUUCGAUGUUACCCUAAUAAAAUUAUUGCUUGUUUGUAUUAUUGAUGAAUAAUAA
Messenger RNA from Phyllotreta striolata, 3233 nucleotides. NCBI's taxonomy places the organism in Eukaryota, Metazoa, Arthropoda, Insecta, Coleoptera, Chrysomelidae. The record is from the annotation of a GenBank genome assembly.